GCAAAAAUAAAGGUUAUCUUAUGAUCACUUACAACGUUUGGGAUAUUUCUUUUAAUAUCACAAAAUAAUGAAUGAGGCGCAAUAUUGUUAUUUUUUAUAGCGAGUAGUGAAUAGUGAGUGAGCGACGGAACGAGAUGUGUGUUGGGGCUACGACGCUGCGGCUCAUGGAGGGGGAGGUCAAAAAAGCGCUGUCAGGGGUUUUGGAGCGUGUGUCAGCAGCCAGCAAGGCCAGGUCUCCUGAAUUAGCUGCAUUAUGUCCUGUGCCACGUCUAGUGGCAGUGAGUAAGACCAAGCCCAAAGAAAUGAUCCUCGAGGCCUACAGGGCUGGACAGAGACACUUUGGGGAGAAUUAUGUACAAGAGCUUGUGGACAAAGCUAAUGACCAGCAGUUAGUGGCAGAGUGUCCUGAAAUUAAAUGGCACAUGAUUGGCCAUCUUCAAAGCAAUAAAGUGAAAAAAGUUGUUGAAAUUCCAAGCCUGUACUGCAUUGAGACAGUGGAUAGUAUUAAGCUGGCAUCAGCCAUCAACAAUGCUGUUAAAAAGACAGAAAAUGAAGAAAAACUGAAGGUUUUUGUGCAGAUCAACACUAGCGAUGAAAAAAACAAGAGUGGUGUUCAUCCAGAUGAGGCAGCAGGAAUAGUACGACACAUACAGGAGAGUUGUUCCCGCUUGGCACUGGCAGGUAUCAUGACUAUUGGGGCCUUUGAUCAUGACCUGUCCACAGGACCAAAUCCUGAUUUCCAGAGAUUGCUGAAAUGUAAAGCUAGGGUUUGUGAAGAAUGUUGUAUGGAACCCAAGGAUGUGGAAUUAUCAAUGGGAAUGUCUAACGACUUUGAACAUGCAAUUCUAGUUGGAAGCACAAAUGUUAGAGUUGGGAGCACAAUAUUUGGAGCAAGAAAUAUAAAGAAAUAAGAUUACUAAGAUUAUUAGAAUGAACACUUUAUAUUGGUAAAAUUUGAAUAAUGAUAUGGUGAAAUUUGAAUAAUGAUAUGGUGGUGUUAAUCAUUCUGAAUCAAAAUAGAAAAAAAUGUCUCACUUUUUUAUUGUUAAUUAGAAUCUGAGCAGUGAAUCUGCCUUGAAGUUUUCCAUUUUUUUUUUCUUGGCAUUAUACUAUACAAAUAAAUAUUAAGAAAUUACUAUUGGAAUAGGUUAUUGUAUGAAGCAUAUUCCUGAACUGAUUUAAGAAUAUUGGUGCAGAUUCAGAGAUUGUAGAUAAGAUUCAGUCAUCUAUGUUUAUAAAAUCAAUAUUGUUAAGUGAAAAGUCCAAAUAAGCAACCCUCACAUUAUUAUUAAUAUUUGCUCUUUUUUAUAUAAUUUGAUUUUGUGUAAAUCAUAUGCAGCAUCCCAAUGCCAACCAAGUUUUGUGAUCCUCAAGUUUCACACUGAGUUCUAGAUUCUUGCCAUCCUGACUUUCACACAUUAUUUCCCUCCACAUUCAUCAGAUAUGGAUCAUGCAUUCCUGUUAUUGAUAUCAAAGAUAGUAAAAAUAUAGCUAUGU
Molecule: messenger RNA, 1497 nt
Organism: Portunus trituberculatus (swimming crab)
Lineage: Eukaryota; Metazoa; Arthropoda; Malacostraca; Decapoda; Portunidae
Product: pyridoxal phosphate homeostasis protein-like
Exons: 7
Coding region: 135-911 (258 amino acids)
Cellular component (GO): intracellular anatomical structure
Molecular function (GO): pyridoxal phosphate binding
Source: RefSeq, a predicted model, not a curated record